This is a messenger RNA of Ooceraea biroi (clonal raider ant), 1378 nucleotides long. RefSeq lists its product as uncharacterized. The record is from RefSeq and is a predicted model, not a curated record. Lineage: Eukaryota; Metazoa; Arthropoda; Insecta; Hymenoptera; Formicidae.
AUGCUCAGGAAUCCUGGUCCUGAGUGCAGGUUUUAUUUCCUCCUAGCAGACGGCUGGGUAAUCCCCGUAAAGCUGCUGUUGUGCCAAUCCUUGGGCCCUUUCUGGUGCAAGAGUUUGCGUUUCGGGUUAAUAAUUAAUUUGAAUCUGCCAGUAAAUUAUUUUACAAACACACGUUUUAUAACACAAAACAACAUAAACACAGAUACAUCAAGGGAAACAUUGGCAAAAUUAAGAAUUUGCAUCUUACAUUUUUCUGAAGAUAUGAUAAAGCCUUAUGGACAGAAACGCUAUCUUAGAGACCAUGCAAUACCAAUGUUGCAUAUACCAAAUACUGCAGCAGAUGGUGCCAGUACCAGUUCUACUGAGAUUGGUACUGUCGCUGUAGUUGAAUCUUCAGAAAAUGCUGGAGGCAAUUCUAAUUUUCCAACAACAUGUGGAACGGAACACCAAAUAACUAUCACCACAGUUCCUGCGGUAGAUGUUGCUAAUCUACGAAGAAAAAUACGACGUCAGAAGAAGUUGCUUUACAAAAGGAAGAACAUUAUUAAUUUACAUCGACAGCAGAAGAAGAAAAAGAAAAAGACUCAUCGCAGUGAUACAUGGGAAGAAGCCACAACGGAUUUGCCGCAGACCCAAAAAUUAGUUUUAGAUAUGAUGUACCGGAAUUUUCAUCAUGCGUCACAGGUAUUUACACAAGUAUUAUGUAUGCUAAUGAUAUAUGAAAAGGAAUAUAGUUUUAUAUAUUCCUUUUUAUAAUAUAUAUUUUAUGUACAUAUAUAUUCUUUAAAAUCUUCAAAUAACUUUUUUUAACACUGGAUUUACGCAACUCGUCAAUUUGACGGAUUGAGUGUUUAUGGUUAAAAAUACAGAAAUGACAAAGAUUAUUUUUUAUCAAUGAGAAACCGAAAAUUGAAAGCCGAAAGGUAAACACCAAAAACCGAAGUUUUUCGGAAUGUAUCCAUCAAUAUGACAGAUUUUAGUAAAACUAGGUAUUCAAGCAAUGUCCGUAAAUCUGGUGUUAAUAUGAAUGAAUAUAUAUUUACAUUCAAAGAUGUUCAUGUGUUUUUUUACUCAUUUAAACGUUAUUUACAACAUGGCCAAUUAAAUGUUAUAUCCUAUUUUAUCAUAUUUAAUGCAUUGUGAAAAGAAAUAUAGGGAGUUUAAGUUACAGACUUGGGUAACUUAAUUUUUUCUUUAACAAAGUUAAGUUUAAAGUUAAUGAUCAAGAAAUUAUCUAAGUUUACGUUAAAAGUUACUUGAACCAAACUCUACUGAAUUACACUUAAGUUACAAAAUUAAAUUAGUUUAUUAAAUUUAACAAUUAGUGAACAUAUAUUUUUUUGACGCAUUGCGACUAACCAAUUUUCACAUGACUUUA